This is a messenger RNA of Naegleria gruberi, 315 nucleotides long. RefSeq lists its product as uncharacterized. The record is from RefSeq and is a predicted model, not a curated record. Gene Ontology annotation, cellular component: nucleus; site of double-strand break; Smc5-Smc6 complex. Gene Ontology annotation, molecular function: single-stranded DNA binding; ATP hydrolysis activity; damaged DNA binding. The annotation marks the transcript as partial. The transcript has a single exon. Gene Ontology annotation, biological process: double-strand break repair via homologous recombination. Lineage: Eukaryota; Heterolobosea; Eutetramitea; Acrasida; Naegleriidae.
GCAGGUAUUAUUGAAGAAAUUAAAUUGAAGAACUUUAUGUGUCACCCUAACUUUAAAGUGGAAUUUCAUGACAGAACAACUAUUAUUCACGGUGAGAACGGUAGUGGUAAAAGUGCUGUUCUUACAGCAAUCCAAGUUGGGCUUGGAUCGAAGGCUAAGAAUACUAACAGAGGUAAUUCCAUUAAGGAUCUAGUCAUGUCAGGAAAAGAACAUGCUGAAAUUAUGAUUAGACUCAGAAAUCAAGGAAGAGAUGCAUACAAGAAAGAACUAUAUGGAAGAUCCAUUAUUAUUGUAAAGGGUAUUUCCAAGGCAGGU